UAUUUUUAUUUUUUUGUCCAUUGACAUCGUUCUCUCUUCUUUCUAAGAAAUUUAUUGUCUUCCUAAAAUUCAAGUUUUCAUCUUCAGAAAAACCCGUUCAAUAUAUCUCAAACGAUUUUUCUACAAACCCAAGAUGCCAUCAAACAAAACAACGGUUCUGCCAGUUACGUUAGUGUGGCGGUGGCAUCCCUACACAAUCACGCCAUCCCGCUCCAUGGAUUCAUACCAUCUGCGGUGAACAAAAGUCCACAUCUGCCGCUCCUUCACCUUUCACCUCUGUUUACAUCGAGUUUGAGACCGUCGCGAGAUUCACACGGCGUCGUCAUGUUCGGAAUCAAUCAUCGCCGUAGUUUACGUUUGCUUUCUUGUUCCUCACUUAAUAAACUGCGAGGUUGGUUUCUAACAUGUGAUUCUUUUUGCCUUUUUUGUCCAAGCAAAGGUCGUGAUGGAACUAGCUCGAGGUGGAUCUGGAAACGUUCCAAAACGUUUUGGCUUGGAUAUGUCUAAAGAUUUCAUCCCCAUGUCUGUUUUCUCUGAGUCUUCUUCUUCACAAGGGACAAUGUCAGUAGAAGGGAAGAUUAAAGACAAAUUCCACAUGAAUACCCGUACCGAAAACAUGGAGAGCUAUGGAAAGCUUUGCCGUGAAAGGGCAAGCAAGUAUAUGUGCAAAAAUAAACAGAUCCAGGUCAUUGAUAAUGCCACUGGAAUGCAUAUGUGGCCAACACCGGGAACUAUUACCCCCACAUGCUUUCUUGAAAAGAAGAAGAAGGUGACAAACAAGACAUGGGAAAUGAAGAGAACAAGAAGGGACCGGAGAGAGAUGGAGGAAAUCAUGUUUAAUCUAUUUGAAGGACAGUCGAACUGGACUCUCAGGCAACUCAUUCAGGAAACUGACCAACCAGAGCAAUUCUUGAAAGACUUGGUUAGAGAUCUUUGUAUUUACAACAACAAAGGAAGCAACCAAGGAACUUAUGAGCUGAAGCCUGAGUUCAAGAAAGCCGCCAUACACGAAUAGGAACUCUUUAUCUCCCUCUCUUCGGCUUUUUUUAAAGCUUAUAUUCAAUUCUACCUCUACUGAUUAGUAUGAUAUUAUUCAUUUUGGAUCCAAGUAGUAAAGUCUGCAUAGAUUUGUUUUUGAGAUUCUUCCAAAAAAAUCUCAUGUUAAUCAGAAUUGUACAUUUUUUUUAUUUGUCUAGACGUUCCGAUGUGUGAUUUUAAUUAAUAUCUAACCC
Molecule: messenger RNA, 1232 nt
Organism: Raphanus sativus (radish)
Lineage: Eukaryota; Viridiplantae; Streptophyta; Magnoliopsida; Brassicales; Brassicaceae
Exons: 6
Coding region: 446-1015 (189 amino acids)
Biological process (GO): transcription initiation at RNA polymerase II promoter; transcription by RNA polymerase II
Cellular component (GO): transcription factor TFIIF complex
Source: RefSeq, a predicted model, not a curated record